This is a messenger RNA of Racocetra persica, 245 nucleotides long. Lineage: Eukaryota; Fungi; Glomeromycota; Glomeromycetes; Diversisporales; Gigasporaceae. The record is from the annotation of a GenBank genome assembly.
UAGACGCGAGACAGCGUAUAUUAGGUCGUAUGGCUACUAAUAUUGCAACCACCUUAAUGGGAAAACAUAAACCUAUCUAUGAUCCUGCUUCUGAUUGUGGCGACUAUGUAGUAGUCAUAAAUGCAAAAGAAGUUGCAGUAACCGGUAAGAAAGCCGAACAGAAAGUAUACCGUCAUCAUAGUGGAUAUCCAGGAGGCCUAAAAACAAUUACCUACAGGAUUAUGUUGGAAAAAAAACCUGACGAG